ACGCGCUCAUAUAAAGAGCGCAGCGUUCGCAGUCAGAGUUCGUCAGAGAAGUGGAACCCAAUGAUUCCCAUAUGUCCAGUGGUCUCCUUCACCUAUGUGCCCAGCCGGCUAGGUGAAGAUGCCAAAAUGGCUACCGGCGGCAAUUAUUUUGGAUUCACCCACGGUGCUGCUGCGCAGUACAGUCAGCAGCCGACCGCUGGAGUAGCCUACACUCAUCCUACCACGGUAGCCAGCUACACCGUGCACCAGGCCCCAGUGGCUGCUCACACUGUAGCUGCGGCCUUCGCCCCCACAGCUGCUACCGUUGCUGUCGCCAGACCUGCACCUGUCGCUGUUGCAGCAGCGGCCACUGCGGCAGCUUACGGAGGUUACCAGCCUGCCCAUGCUACCACAGACUAUGGCUAUGCCCAGCGGCAGCCUGAAGUUCCCCCACCACCUCCACCGGUCACCUCACAGAACUACCAGGAUUCCUAUUCUUAUGUUCGGUCCUCAGCUCCAGUUGUAGCCUAUGACAGUAAACAAUACUACCAGCAACCCACAGCUACAGCAGCUGUAGCAGCAGCAGCUGCCCAGCCACAGCCGACAGUGGCAGAGACCUACUACCAAGCAGCCCCUAAAACGGGAUACAGCCAGGGUGCAACACCAUAUACACAAACCCAGCAAACGCGCCAAGUUACAGCCAUAAAGCCAGCCACACAGAGUCCGGCCACCUCCACCUUCUCCAUCUACCCAGUGUCUUCUGCAGUGCAGCCAGUGGCAGCUGCAGCAGCUGCUGCAUCCUCUGUGGUCCCGUCUUACUCCCAGAGCCCUACAUACAGCACCAAUGCUGUUACAUAUUCAGGCACAUCAUAUUCAGGUUAUGAGGCAGCGGUGUACUCUGCAGCAUCCUCUUACUACCAGCAACAGCAGCAGCAACAGAAACAAGCCGUCGCUGCUGCAGCUGCCACUGCUGCCUGGACUGGAAGCACUUUUACCAAGAAGACACCUUUCCAGAACAAAACACUUAAACCCAAACAGCCACCAAAACCACCACAAAUACACUACUGUGACGUGUGCAAGAUUAGCUGCGCAGGUCCACAGACGUACAAGGAGCAUCUAGAAGGUCAGAAGCACAAGAAGAAGGAAGCGGCGCUGAAGGUCUCUCAAAGCAGCAGUAGCACCAGUGGUGGCAGCAGCUCGGCCCGAAACACACAAAACCAGCUUCGCUGCGAGCUCUGCGAUGUUGCCUGCACUGGGGCAGAUGCCUAUGCGGCCCACAUCCGUGGCGCUAAACAUCAGAAGGUUGUAAAACUCCACACCAAACUCGGGAAACCCAUUCCUUCCACGGAGCCGAGUAUGGUGACCCAGACGUCCACUUCCACUACAGCAGCUCCCAGUAAAACAGCCAGUGCUGCCAUCAGCAGUUCUACCAGCAGUACUGCAUCUGCCAUGAACGUCUCCUCCUCCACUGGCUCCAGUUCCUCCUACCUAAAACCCCUUGGCAUGGUUAACACUGCUGCUUCAGCUAUGCAGGGCAAGAGUCCUGCUCCCAGCAGCAUUUCCUCAACUGCGGCAACAAUCAAGAAAGUCAACACACCCAAGAUAAACUUCGUUGGAGGAAACAAAUUACAGACCACUGGUGUUAAAAUGGAUGAGUCAAAAGUUGAGGCAUCCAAACCUGUACAGACCUCGUUAGGAGCACCGUCACAGGAAGUUAAAAACGACACCCCGGAUCCUAUGUCCCCUCAGUCAGCUCUGGCAGCUUUACAGAGUGAUGUUCAGCCUGUCGGUCAUGACUAUGUUGAAGAGGUUCGGAAUGACGAAGGAAAAGUAAUCCGGUUCCACUGCAAGCUGUGUGAAUGCAGUUUUAACGAUCCCAAUGCAAAGGAAAUGCAUCUUAAAGGAAGGAGACAUCGUUUACAAUAUAAGAAAAAAGUGAAUCCAGACCUCCAGGUGGAAGUGAAGCCCAGCAUCCGAGCUCGGAAGAUCCAAGAGGAGAAGAUGAGGAAACAAAUGCAAAAGGAAGAAUACUGGCGGCGGCGUGAAGAAGAGGAGCGCUGGAGGAUGGAGAUGAGGCGCUACGAAGAGGACAUGUACUGGCGACGAAUGGAGGAGGAGCAACACCACUGGGAGGAAAGGCGCAGGAUGCCUGAUGGUGGUUAUCCACAGGGUCCACCAGGACCUCCUGGUCUUCUUGGGGUGAGACCUGGAAUGCCCAUCCCACAGCCGCAAGGCCCUGUGCCCCCACGGCGCCCUGAUUCUUCUGACGAUCGUUAUGUGAUGACAAAGCAUGCUGCUAUUUACCCUUCUGAAGAAGAGCUCCAGGCCAUUCAGAAGAUUGUUUCCAUCACAGAGCGUGCCCUCAAGCUUGUAUCGGACAUCAUUACUGACCAAGACAAGGGCAAAGAAGAGGACAAAGACAAGAAAGAGCCUCCCAAAGACAGAGCACUGAAGGGAGUAAUGAGGGUCGGUGUACUGGCCAAAGGACUGCUCCUGCGUGGAGAUAAGAACGUCAACCUUGUUCUCCUUUGCUCUGAGAAACCCAGCAAGAGUCUGCUGUCCCGCAUUGUAGAGCACCUCCCCAAACAACUUGCACUUGUUACACCAGAGAAGUACGAGGUGAAAGGCUCAGUCCAAGAAGCUGCAAUCAUCCUGACUUCCUGUGCUGAGCCCAAGAUGCAGGUGACGAUAACGCUGACCUCGCCAAUCAUCAGAGAGGAGAAUGCACGGGAUGGAGAUGUAACCUCGGGUAUGGUGAAAGACCCAGCGGACGUCUUGGACAGGCAAAAAUGCCUUGACGCUCUGGCUGCCCUACGCCACGCUAAGUGGUUCCAGGCUAGAGCCAAUGGACUCCAGUCCUGCGUGAUUGUUAUUCGUAUCCUGCGUGACCUUUGUCAGAGAGUACCGACCUGGUCUGCUUUUCCGAGCUGGGCCAUGGAACUGCUUGUGGAGAAGGCAAUCAGCAGCGCCUCUGGACCGAUGAGCCCUGGUGAUGCGCUGAGGCGAGUCUUUGAAUGUAUUGCCUCCGGAAUUCUGCUUCCUGGUGGCCCAGGGUUAAUGGACCCGUGUGAGAAAAAUCCGACAGACACCUUGGGUACCAUGGAGGAGCAGCAGCGAGAGGAUAUAACGUCAAGUGCGCAGUUUGCCCUGCGGCUCUUGGCAUUCCGUCAGAUCCAUAAGGUUCUAGGUAUGGACCCCUUGCCUCAGUUGAACCCACGAUUCAACGUGAGGAACAAUCGCAAGAGGAGGCGCGACAAUAGCGACGGCACAGACGGCUUUGAGGGCGAGGGGAAGAAGGACAAGAAGGACUUUGAUGGCUUCUAAAUAAGCUUCACAAAGCUCACUCAUUUCUUGUUCUCCGUAUUCCAGUGGUGCGAAAGCUGGUUUCCGUAGGUCUCUGUGCAUGCUCAUUGCUGCUGCUCAGAAAGAAUUUUAUGGCUUGUAAGAAGCCCAUUGAUGAGCACCCUUUAUGGCUUUCAGUUCGCUUCUCAUACCCGUAAAUGACCUACGAAGGCAGCUUGGUCAACGUGACGCUUCAUUUCAACAGCUUUACUAAAAUAUUUAACG
Hemibagrus wyckioides is the source of this 3546-nucleotide messenger RNA. RefSeq names its product zinc finger RNA binding protein (gene zfr). The record is from RefSeq and is a predicted model, not a curated record. NCBI's taxonomy places the organism in Eukaryota, Metazoa, Chordata, Actinopteri, Siluriformes, Bagridae. Gene Ontology annotation, molecular function: double-stranded RNA binding; zinc ion binding; single-stranded RNA binding. The coding region runs from base 61 to 3303 and encodes 1080 amino acids. Gene Ontology annotation, cellular component: precatalytic spliceosome. The transcript is spliced from 19 exons.